Penicillium argentinense is the source of this 561-nucleotide messenger RNA. Its product is annotated as Vps55 family protein. The record is from RefSeq and is a predicted model, not a curated record. The annotation marks the transcript as partial. Gene Ontology annotation, cellular component: endosome; Vps55/Vps68 complex. NCBI's taxonomy places the organism in Eukaryota, Fungi, Ascomycota, Eurotiomycetes, Eurotiales, Aspergillaceae. Gene Ontology annotation, biological process: late endosome to vacuole transport via multivesicular body sorting pathway. The transcript has 3 exons.
GCCAACGUCACUCAUUCCUCGCACACCUCCGAAUUCCCUCUCCCCUCGAUCCCGAUCAAUGGGGACGUCAUUCCUCGACUGCUGCUGAAUCUCUCACUCGGACGCCUGCGCUGCAACUCAAUCACCACAUUAAUCUCGUCUCGUCGACCGGACACCUUCGGCGACUCCGCAAUCAUGGCGGCUGGACUCAAGACCAUCAUCGCGCUCUCGUUUGUGCUUGCGAUCGGAUUCCUCCUCGUCAUUCUCUCCUCUGCUCUCUGGCACAAGUACUGGCCUCUGCUGGUCGUUGCAAUCUAUAUCAUUGCGCCGCUCCCCAAUUGGAUCUGUGGACGAUGUGCGAACCCAGACGAUUUCAUGGACAGCUCGAGUAACUCGGCUAUGGACUUUGGGCGGUUUAUGACCGGAUUCCUAGUCCUGACUGGUAUUGCUCUCCCGGUCGUUCUGGCGCACAGCGGGGCGAUUGAAAUCCCUGCUAUGAUCAUGUCUAUUUUCGGAGGCCUUCUUAUUUAUGGAACUAUCAUCAGCUUUUCCAUGUUCUUCCAAGAACAAGAGGAGUUUUGA